AUUAUGAUAAUAUUUCAAACCCCACCGCCACUACAUUUAUUUCUAAUGUUUCUUUACUUUAAAUUUUUUCAAAUAUGUCUGAAAACAGCUAUAAAUUAAAAAAACACGGACAACGAGAACGAGGAAAAAAUUUUUGCUCAAGUGAAAAAGAUUUAUUAUUAGAACUUUUACUACCACAUAAAUCAGUAGUUGAAAACGUAAAAGUAAGUAUCUACCUACCUAACUUUAUAAUAAGUAUGAAUAGAGUUAGAAAAAUUCUUGGAUAUGAAAACACCUCCUAAUCUUCUCAUAGAUUUUGUAUCUACUGAACACAAGUAAUUUAUUGUUUAAUAGACUGAUGCAGUAUCAAAUCAAUUAAAAGCUGAUGUCUGGUCUGAAGUUACUAUUAUGUUUAAUCUAAAUCAAACUUCAGGAAUCCGUACGACUCUUCAGUUAAAAAAUUUAUACGACUCACUGAAAAGAGGUGCUAGAAGAGGAAAGAAUGAUAAUAAAAUUGAAGAGAAUAAUGAUAAAAGUGAUAAUAAUGAAGUAAUUUUAUAUUUAUAUUAUUUACAGCACCCUAAUAUUGAUUUUCUAAUAGAAAAGUAUAUAAAUACAUCAGCCACCACAUUAUUUUGUAACAUAUAUAAUAUUGUUAAAUCAUAAGUAUUUAAUAUUAACAUUUUUCUGAAAUUAAAUUUUAUCAAUGCCAAUACUUUUUUAUAAGGUUCUGUAAAAGUGGUCAUUUGACUGAUCAGAAUAUGCUCAAUUAUUGAAUUAAUUUUUAGUAUUUAAUGUUGGAACUUUGGCUACAGUAUCAGUUUAUUAAAUGAAGUUUACUUAUUAAAGUAUUUAUGAUUUUAUAGUAUACGAUAAAUAGGUAGCUAAUAGGAACUAUUUAAUAUUUUUAAAAUUUGUUUAAUAUUGAUAUUUCUUGAAAGUUUUAGUAAAAAUUAAAAUGUAUUUAAGAUUAAAGAAAAUUUAAAAAAUAUGAUUUAAAUUAACCAUUCUUGACCUAUCAGUUGACUAAAAACAACUUGACUGAGCCAAUUUUAUAUUGUUAAGAAUACAAAUUUUGAUCGGUAAUAAUUGAUUUGGGUUGUCAUUCAUGUCAUUUUAUAAAUUAUAAUUUUUAAAAAAUAUUUAUAAAGUAUUUUAGUUUACAUCAUAUUUCCAUUUUUAACUGUUGAUCUCUAAUCACAAAAUAAUUAUAAUCUAAGUAUUCUAAGUUAAAACCUUAUUAAAAAUGUAAAACCUUUAAUAAUUAUAUAUAAGAAAAAAAGAGAACAUUUUCUCAUGUAUGGAAAAAAUGUCUUCCAUUUUUAAUAAUUUUAAUAUCAAUUUUUUUAAAAGAUGAUCUUAAAAAUGAUUUGUGUAGUCUAUGUUAUUAUUGUUUAUUUCUUCGAAAAGAUAAUAGCAUAAUUAGUAUAACAUUUUAUAUUUUAAAAAUAUUUUGCAUUUAACUUAAAAAUUGUUUUUACUAUUUUGGUUAUUAUUUAUUUUAAAUUAUAAUUUAAACUAUAUUAUAUUAUUAUUUUAAUUUAUUAGACUAGGAACGUAGCGAGUGAUCUAUUGGUUUUACUAUGAUUGAUUUGGUUUUUUUCUAUCUGUAAACACUUUUCAAAAAGAAAUUUUGCUCUGAAGUGCAGCACCUUUUCUGAAAAGAAAUUCUACCUCGAAGGUGAUUUUUUGAUUUUGAAAGGGGUUUUCGAAAUAAUUGGUGAAAACCAAAAAGAAAAUUAUCAGAAAAACGGCUAAUAUUGAAAGGGGUGCUGCGGCAUUACUGAUUUCAUUACUUUUAAUUUUUGCAAACUAUGUUUUCUACCAAAAAUUUUGAACAAUAGAAAAAAAAUAAGAGACUAAGAGACUUUUUUUGUUGAAUUUUAAUCUAGUUGGUGAAUAAAAAAGUCUUUUUUGUUAUUUUGAUUUACUUUCUAGUGUUUUUAAUAAUUGAACAAUUGAAAAAAAAUGUAUAAAGAGCGAAAAAAUUUACAAAUUCAUAAAUGAUUUUAUAAUUUUCAAUUUUGUUUUUUUGUUGUAAUGCAGUUAAAAAUGUCAAGAUUUGUUUUAUCUAGGCUUGGUAAAAUAAUUAAAAUAUUUGAGCUAUUUUUGAACUUUUUAUAGAUAUUUUAAUUUUGCAAGUUUUAUGUAAUUUUUAAUUGGUAGGUACUGGUACUCUGUGGAUAAAAUUGUUAGACUUAACACUUGAAAUGCUUGAAAUUAUAGCCUUUCAAAAUAUGUAUAACCGGUCUCUCACUUCUCUCCUAAUUGUUUUUCUACAUCAGUGGUAUCACUAGUAUUGGCUCUUUUUUUUUUAUGUAUGAUUUCUGUGAACAUUUAAAAAAAUUAUGAAACUUGAUUUUUUAGUAUUAAAAAUAUUGUUCUAUUAUUAUAUUAUCUGAUUAUCUUAUUAGUGAUACUUAAUGAUACCUUAAAUUAAUGAAUUAUACAUUUAAUCCCGUGGACCAAUUUUCGUAUAAAUCAUAUUUUGGCAAAGACAAAUAAACUGCCCUAGAUCCAAUCAGUAGAGCUUCAUUACUAGAAUUGUAUUUUCCCUCCACCUAUUUUGUAUAAAAACAUUCUUUAUAAAACAAUAAAUAACAAAAUACUAUUAUAACACAAUACCUUACUAUACUAAAACUAUAAUGCUCUAAAAGAAAUAUGAAAAUUGAUCAUAAAAUGGUAGGUAUAAAAAGUUGGAACCCCCAAAAAGUAUAUUCUUGAUACUUGUACCAAGCAUAUAUAAAAUUCAAAAUAUCAUCUCUCUGGGUUCAUUUAGAGGUUCUGUAUGAUUAGUUUAAUCUAAAAAACAUCCUUUCCCCACACAUGUUGAUAUUCAUCCCAACUUUUAUCUAUCAAUCUCAUAUAAAACAAUUCUCAAGUCUGAACUUAUUUUCUCCAGAAAAAACAUCUAAAAGUGUCCGAAAAUAGCUGAAAAAAGAUACUGGGCGAAGAAAAAAAUUUGACAAAAAAACCAUUAAAUAAGUUAUGAAAAUUGAAAUCUAUCAUUAAAUACGUAUUUUUAUAGGUUCAGGACCCUGUUCAACUUAAAACAGAAGGUGAAUUUAAUAAUUCGAAGCAGAAUAAUAGUACCAGAAAAGUUUACGAUGGUUGUUCUAUAUUAUAUAACAAAAGAUUAUCUCAGACAGAAAAUAAUUUAAAGUAUGAAGAAGAGUUGCAUCGAAUUAAAAUUAAAAAAGCCAAUGCAGAACUUGAAGUUAGUGAACUAGAACGAACAUUUUUGAUUCAAAAAAUGAGAUAUGAAAAUGAAAAACUAGAGAGUGAACUUCGCCAAAAUAAAUUACGUGAAGAAAUUUUAUUAUUAGAGUUAAAGCACAAGAAAAAAAUGUUUAAUUUGGAAUAGCUCAUUAUUAUAAUAAAUUAAAAUAUACA
Cinara cedri is the source of this 3372-nucleotide messenger RNA. Lineage: Eukaryota; Metazoa; Arthropoda; Insecta; Hemiptera; Aphididae. The record is from the annotation of a GenBank genome assembly.